GAACUGCAAUUAUCGGAUUACUUAUACAAAGCACAGGAAUAUUACUAACCUACUACACCAUAAAAUAUUAUUCCUUAAUUUUUCAAUAUAUUAGCAUUUGCUUCAUACAUUCUUGUUCUUAUGCUUAUAUAGAACCAAUAAUUCCUACCAUCAUAUCCUUAUUCUUUGAUAAAAAAGACCAAUUAUUUUCUCAAAGUUUUGUAUCUUUUUUCAGAUAUUUAUCUUUAACUAUAUCACCUAUUGUCUAUAGUUAUUACUAUAUUGAAAAUCAGCUCUAUCCUUUCUCCAUAUCUUCAAGUAUGUCUAUUUUAUCUAUUUUUUUUGUUAUUUUGUCUUUCAAAUUUCAUAACAAGAUGAAAAAUUCUAUGACUAAUUAA
Plasmodium gaboni is the source of this 377-nucleotide messenger RNA. RefSeq names its product putative major facilitator superfamily. The annotation marks the transcript as partial. Lineage: Eukaryota; Apicomplexa; Aconoidasida; Haemosporida; Plasmodiidae. The record is from RefSeq and is a predicted model, not a curated record. The transcript has a single exon.